This is a messenger RNA of Panicum hallii, 5091 nucleotides long. RefSeq names its product calcium-transporting ATPase 2, plasma membrane-type-like. Gene Ontology annotation, biological process: calcium ion transmembrane transport. The transcript is spliced from 6 exons. Gene Ontology annotation, molecular function: ATP binding; ATP hydrolysis activity; calmodulin binding. Gene Ontology annotation, cellular component: intracellular membrane-bounded organelle; membrane. The record is from RefSeq and is a predicted model, not a curated record. Lineage: Eukaryota; Viridiplantae; Streptophyta; Magnoliopsida; Poales; Poaceae. The coding region runs from base 242 to 3304 and encodes 1020 amino acids.
GAGCGGACGAGGAGGUGCCACUCGCUCUCCCCUCCCCGUCUCGCGCGGAUCCCUGAACGAAGCAUCACACCAGCUCGCCACGCCACCACCUCCACCGCCCUCCCUCCUCCGUCCCGCUCCACUCACUUCGCCGACCACCCCUCGACACCCCAUGAAAGCACCACCAGUUCACGCGCGCGUGUUCUGAGACGGAGGGAGAGAGGUUGGUUUGCCUGUGCGGUAGCAGUUGGGGCCCGGCGAGAUGGAAAGCUACCUGAAGGAGAACUUUGGGGGCGUCAAGGCGAAGCACUCGUCGGACGAGGCGCUGGGCCGAUGGCGCAAUGUCGUCGGCGUCGUCAAGAACCCCACCAGGCGGUUCCGCUUCACCGCCAACCUCGACAAGCGCUCCGAGGCCGCCGCCAUGAAACGCUCCAACCAGGAGAAGCUGCGGGUCGCCGUGCUCGUCUCCAAGGCCGCGCUCCAGUUCAUCCACGGCCUCCCGCCGCAGGCCGACUACACGGUGCCCGCCGACGUCGCAGCGGCGGGCUUCGGCGUGUGCGCGGAGGAGAUAAGCUCCGUCGUGGAGAGCCACGACAUCAAGCGCCUCAAGACGCACGGCGGCGUGGAGGGCGUCCUGUCCAAGCUCUCCACCUCGGCGUCCGACGGCCUCCCGGCGUCGGCGGACAAGCUGGCGGCCCGGCAGAAGCUCUUCGGCGUCAACCGGUUCGCGGAGGCCGAGGCGCGCAGCUUCUGGGUCUUCGUGUGGGAGGCGCUCCAGGACAUGACGCUCAUGAUCCUCGCCGCGUGCGCGCUCGUCUCCCUCCUCGUCGGCAUCGCCACCGAGGGCUGGCCUCACGGCGCGCACGACGGGCUCGGCAUCGUGGCCAGCAUCCUGCUCGUCGUCUUCGUCACCGCCACCAGCGACUACCGCCAGUCGCUGCAGUUCAAGGACCUCGACAAAGAGAAGAAGAAGAUCACCGUGCAGGUCACCCGGAGCGGAUUCCGGCAGAAGCUCUCGAUAUAUGACCUCCUCGUCGGCGACAUCGUCCACCUCUCCAUCGGCGACCAGGUGCCCGCCGACGGGCUGUUCGUUUCCGGGUUCUCGCUGCUCAUCAACGAGUCGAGCUUGACCGGUGAGAGCGAGCCGGUCGCCGUCCACGCCGAGAACCCGUUCCUGCUGUCGGGGACCAAGGUGCAGGACGGCUCGUGCAAGAUGCUCGUCUCGACCGUCGGCAUGAGGACGCAAUGGGGCAAGCUGAUGGCCACCCUCAGCGAGGGCGGCGACGACGAGACGCCGCUGCAGGUCAAGCUCAACGGCGUCGCCACCAUCAUCGGCAAGAUCGGCCUCAUCUUCGCGGUCGUCACGUUCGCGGUGCUCACCCAGAGCCUCUUCUGGCGCAAGAUCUCGGACGGCUCCUACUUCAGCUGGACCGGGGACGACGCGCUGGAGCUGCUCGAGUUCUUCGCCAUCGCGGUCACCAUCGUCGUCGUGGCCGUCCCCGAGGGCCUGCCGCUCGCCGUGACCCUCAGCCUCGCGUUCGCCAUGAAGAAGAUGAUGAACGACAAGGCGCUCGUCCGCCACCUCGCCGCCUGCGAGACCAUGGGCUCCGCGACCUCCAUCUGCAGCGACAAGACCGGCACACUCACCACCAACCACAUGACCGUCGUCAAGGCCUGCAUCUGCGGCAAGGUCAAAGACGUGAGCAGUUCCUCGGAGACCAAGACCUUGCCCACCGAGCUGCCGAGCUCUGUCGUGGCAAUGCUCCUGCAGUCCAUCUUCAACAACACCGGCGGCGACGUCGUCAUGAACCAGGACGGCAAGCGCGAGAUAUUGGGCACGCCCACCGAGACCGCGAUCCUGGAGUUCGGCCUGUCGCUCGGCGGUGACUUCUCCGCCGUGCGCAAGGCGAGCACCCUCGUCAAGGUCGAGCCCUUCAACUCGGCCAAGAAGAGGAUGGGGGUGGUCAUCCAGCUCCCCGGCGGCGCUCUGCGAGCUCACUGCAAGGGCGCGUCGGAGAUCAUCCUGGCGUCGUGCACCAAGUACCUGGACGAGCACGGCAACGUCGUCCCGCUCGACGGCGCAACCCUGGAUCACCUCAAGGCCACCAUCGACAGCUUCGCCAACGAGGCGCUGCGCACGCUGUGCCUCGCCUACAUUGACGUCGACGGGGGGUUCUCGGCAAGCGAUCAGAUUCCGAUGGAUGGGUACACCUGCAUUGGCAUUGUGGGGAUCAAGGACCCUGUCCGUCCCGGCGUCAGGGAAUCGGUCGCCAUCUGCAGGUCAGCAGGCAUCACUGUCAGGAUGGUUACCGGUGACAACAUCAACACGGCGAAGGCGAUUGCCCGGGAAUGUGGCAUUUUAACUGAAGGUGGCGUAGCCAUUGAAGGGCCGGACUUCAGACUCAAGGGUGAAGAAGAAUUGCAUGAACUGAUACCGAAAAUACAGGUGAUGGCAAGAUCUUCGCCACUUGACAAGCACACCUUGGUCAAGCAUCUUCGGACUACAUUUGAUGAAGUUGUCGCGGUGACUGGUGAUGGCACAAAUGAUGCACCUGCACUUCAUGAAGCUGAUAUUGGGCUUGCAAUGGGCAUUGCUGGAACUGAGGUGGCAAAAGAGAGUGCGGAUGUUAUCAUUCUUGAUGACAACUUCUCCACUAUAGUCACUGUUGCUAAGUGGGGUCGAUCAGUGUACAUCAAUAUUCAGAAGUUCGUGCAGUUUCAGCUGACGGUCAAUGUGGUUGCUCUCAUUGUAAACUUUUCUUCAGCUUGCUUGAUAGGGAGUGCUCCUCUUACCGCUGUGCAAUUGCUCUGGGUCAACAUGAUCAUGGACACACUAGGCGCACUGGCAUUGGCCACCGAACCUCCAAACAAUGAGCUAAUGAAGAGAACUCCUGUUGGAAGGAAAGGAAACUUCAUCAGCAACGUCAUGUGGAGGAACAUCAUGGGACAGGCCAUCUACCAGUUCCUUGUGAUUUGGUAUCUGCAGGCUGAAGGGAAAUGGCUCUUCGGAAUCGAGGGCGACAACUCUGAUCUAGUCUUGAACACAAUCAUCUUCAACUGCUUCGUAUUCUGCCAGGUAUUCAAUGAGGUGAGCUCAAGGGAGAUGGAGAGGAUAAAUGUCUUCGAGGGCAUCCUCGACAACAACGUGUUCGCCGCCGUCCUCGGCAGCACCGUCGUCUUCCAGUUCAUCAUAAUCCAGUUCCUCGGCAACUUCGCGAACACGACCCCUCUCACGUUCACGCAGUGGAUCGCCAGCAUCUUCAUCGGCUUCAUAGGCAUGCCGAUCGCCGUCGUGGUGAAGAUGGUGCCGGUCGGUUCUGCGUAGGAGGCACAACUAAUUCCUGGCAGAAACUGAAGCCUGGCAAGUUUUGGCCAUUGCCAUUUGCAUAACAUAGUUUUUUCCCCUUUUGUGUAAUGCAUUUAGAUGAGUCUUCGCCCAUUUUCAUUGCUUAUGAUCUAGAGGUUGAGACAGGUAUUGGGCCUGAUCAUUCAAACUGUCGAAUAGGUUCAUGUAGCUUUUGGUAUUCCAAAAUUCCCCCCUAUGUGUUUUCUAUGGAACUCUGGAACUGUAUAUGGCUCGACAUGUUUACAUCAAGUCACCAACAACGAGUUCAUUCAUUUCUGAUUCUACAACUGGAGCAUGAACCUUUUUUUUUGGAAAAGGAACUGGAGCAUGAACUUGCUGCUGUUUUCCCGUCACAAGCUCCAUAAGGAACUGAAGCAAGGACUGCGCGCCCGCGCCGCGUAUUCCGCGGCCCGUGCGCCGCCGGCCGCUGCUCCGUGAGGUGCCCGGCGCGUGCGCGCUGCCCAUCCCCUCGCCUUGCACGCGUCUGCCAGCGCACCGGGAGGCGCCGCCCAGGGGCCGGAUGUUCGGUCGCUCGGACUCCGGGCCUCCGGCUCGCCGUCGCCGACCCGUGCCUGGCGCUAAGCGGCAUGAGCAUGAACCAGUGCGCCGGCCUCCUUUUUCAUGGCGGCCGCGGCGCGGGGUCACGGCCCGCCCGUGGCGGAGGCGCCAUCGACUGAUCACCGGCCAAUGCGAGCUACACGUCUGGGCACGUCGCAAAGCACCAAGGUGGCCCCAGAAGGCAGCACGGGCCGGCCCCUGAGGCAGCAAGACGAGGAGAAACGGCAACGCGAGGAAGACGCCAUUCCCCGGGCGGGCGCGGGCGGUGAUUGGUCGAGCCUGUUGGGGACGGAGGGUGGAUGAAAUACCGUCCACUCCCGUUUCCUAUCCACUUCGACGAAAAUUUCCGAAAAAAAUCUCAGAGACUGAGGAGGAGAUGGUGAAACAACGCACCAAAUUUCAGUCUCAUCCUCGACCUGUGGAGGGAGAAAUUAAACCGAGAAAAUCUGGAGGCGGGGUGGACGGUAUUUCAAAUACCAUCCACCCCUGUGUCCCUGUAUUUUCAGUUCAUUCGCAGCCAAACCGAGACCCAAAAAACCUGAGAAAAUUCAUGGAGGCUGAGGGUUCAACAAAGAAUCACCCCACCAGAUUCAGACCCUGGCUCAAUCCAUAGCAGGGGAACAGGAUUACAGAACCAUGGCGUUCGUUCCUUCCGUUCCGGUCUUUCUUCGUGCCUUUUUCUGAACCUGGCAGGUGCAGGCCCCUGUUCCUCGUCCAGUCUGUUCACCUCGCCGUCGUCGCCGAGCCAGACCGCACGCGGAGAAGCUCGCCCUCCAAGGUCUCGAGCGCGGGACACGACGAUUCAUCCACACCGACGGGUCGUGGCCGAUCACGCCGGGGCGCACAGCUGCGGGCAGACAGGCGGCGCCGGUUUGGGGGGUGGGGGGGUGGCUGUGGCCACGCCCUCUUGUCACGGGAAUAUUUUCUUUCCGUCCCCUCCCCCUGCUCCGCCGCGCUGGAGCCCGGAGUCCCGUCGCCAUCAGGGACGACGUGCCUGCAGCUGCGGCUGCCGCGGCGGCCGGGAACGCGGCGUGCGGGAUCUCCCUCCAUUCACGCGUUCGGCAGGCAGGCAGGCUCACCCAUCAAUCAUAGGCUCGCAACCUCAGCAAUCGACAGCAGAUUCUGUGCCUAACUGCCUCUAUCCGUUCCGAAUUUUGUAUCGUGUGCAUCUCAUUCCUGCGUGUUUAAAAUCUAGUAUGCAAAUCAUU